Molecule: messenger RNA, 1994 nt
Organism: Drosophila eugracilis
Lineage: Eukaryota; Metazoa; Arthropoda; Insecta; Diptera; Drosophilidae
Product: ubiquitin domain-containing protein 1
Exons: 5
Coding region: 225-974 (249 amino acids)
Molecular function (GO): protein binding
Source: RefSeq, a predicted model, not a curated record
CGUAUUUUGGCGCUACAGCUGCGGUCACACUGGUCGUGUGUCGCACAAAAAAUAAAAGAAAAGGCAGAAGCAGCCAAAGCAACAAUAAUAAAAAUAAACAGCCGACCCGAUAACUGAGCACAAAAAUAAGGCGUACGUAAUAUAGACGAGCAGGCAAACAAGGCGGCUGUGCGGGACGGAGAUCCUUCUUACCGGAGCGGAGGGGAGUGGAGCUGAGCGUGACAAUGGGCGCCUGUGUAUGUCGCAUGAAUCCCGACAAUGAGACGAUGAGCGUCUCCUCGGCGAGCAUCUCGCGUCCGGCCAGCGCAGGCAUUGCGAUGGGCGCUGCGCGCAAGAACCGACCGCUCUGCCAUGAGACCAUCCGGUGGCGAUCUGACGUACCACUGACUGAGGGUCAAUUGAGGUCCAAGCGGGAUGAGUUCUGGGACACUGCGCCGGCCUUCGACGGCCGAAAAGAGAUCUGGGAUGCACUUCGGGCGGCCACGAACGCGGCCGAGGGCCUUGACUUCCAGAUGGCGCAGGCUAUCCUCGACGGAGCCAAUGUCUCAGUUCCAAAUGGCUACCUAACAGAAUGCUACGAUGAGUUGGGCACCCAGUACAAGGUGCCCAUUUACUGUCUGUCAUAUCCCAUAAAUAUAGUAAAAGAGGAGAAUGGACGUGACUCUCCUGCCGAAUACUCUGAGCCAGUGGAUGGCGGAACCGAGAUCUUUUUGAAGCUGCGCAUAUCAUCGACCAUGACUGAUGUUAAACUUCCGGUUUACUCAAAGGACACCGUGGGGCAGUGCAAAAAGAAGCUUCAGGCCGCUGAGGCUGUCGACGCCUGCUGUCAGCGGUGGUUCUACAGCGGCAAGCUGCUGGGUGACAAGGUGCCCAUUGAUGAGUGUAGCAUACACCAGGGCUACGUGGUGCAGGUUAUUGUAAACACGGAGCAUUACAACCACGACAACAGCACGAGUACGGCACACGCCAGCUAGCGGCGCAGCCAACACCCACUAGUCAACAGCAAUAGCAAAAGCAAGGUGCCACGACAGCAGCCGCAGGAUCAGCAGCAACAACAACUUGUGGCCAAAGCCGUCAGCGGCAUUCGACAGAGGAGGAAUGUCAUAUACUCAGUUCGCAGCACAAGAAUCCUUAGGAAUGUACAGAAAACACCGGAGCAUCAGCUGAUACAACAGCAACAGCAUACUCAUUGCAUUUAUCAAAAUAAGCAACAAUUUAAAAUUGUUGCUCUGUCUGCCUUGUUGCUGUUGCUGUUGUUGUGGCUGCUCGCCUUGUUAUGCUUUGUUUAAUAUAUCUAUAUAUAAAAUACGAAACAAAAGAUCGAAACGGAGUGCUGAGGAGGGAAAUCGGAAUGGGAAAUGAUUAUAAGAUACAUAAAUUAUAAACUUACAUAUAUUUUUUUGAUAAUAAUUAUCUGAUAAUAAUGCAACUGAUUUAGGCAGUAUAGAAGGCUAUAUUGAGUAUAGUAACCGAGAUCUUCUCGGGCAUUCGUCUACUGAAAUACUGAAAAAUAUGUACAUUUUUAUAAAAACCAACAUGAAGGGCCUCUAUUAACUAAUUGUAAGCAAGUGUUAGAGCAUUUGCCUAAUGUAUAUGUAAUGUAAAAAUAAACAAGAACUGUAGUAUUUGGCCGCAAUAGAAAGCAUGCAACAAACCAUUUUUGAUACUGUACAAAAUGCCAAGCACAACAUUUUGAGAAUGAACAUAAUGGAGAGAAAACACAAAUUGUUAAGCAAAAUACUUGCUCAAAUGUAGUUAACACGAAUGAAGGGAACACAUCGCGAGAGGAGAGAUGGAGCGAAUGCGAGGUAGGGAGUCGGCAGAGUUAACCCAAGUACCUUAUAAAUGUAUAUGAUUUAGUUUGCCUUUAGAGUCAAUAAUUUAUUCUCAAGCACAUUAUCUUCUUGUAUGAUCUUUUCAAUAAAUUCGCUAUUGUUGAAAGGCUGUUUUAAGUGCGCCAAACAACCAAAAGGCAUUUAUUAAAAAAAACUAAA